CUAGGAUUCCUUCUCGAAGGAGAACCCACGCAUCAGAGGGUAUAGCGUACUUUUCGAUAAAAACAACAUGAUGUCUGAGUGUCCUGCAAGCAAGGACUCGCUCGUUUCUGGCUGUGAUAUGGCUUCGAACACGAGCAUGCGGCCGCUAGGUGGGGCAUUUUCGCCGAUUAGCGCGUCGUCACCGGUCGAUGGAGAGGACGGAGAUGGGCGGUUGGCAAUUCACAGGCACGGUUCAGAAAGCACUUCUGUGCAAGUCGAGAUUGACGAUGAUGAAAACUAUGUCUCGAACGAGCCUGAAGAAAUAUUCGGAGGGAACGCCGCACCACCUGUAGGUGAAACAUCUACAACAACGAGCCAAAUUUAUGCCAGCAACAAGUUGUUUUACUCUUUUCCCGAUGAGGUGGCCGAUGAUCAAGAUGAUCGUGACGGAGACGCGAAAAAUGCGACUGCGAACAAGACAGCUGAAGAAGAUUUGGCAGCGAUUUCGGCAGCGUCUAUGAGUGAGUAUUUCGGCAACAAAAGUAACUCGAUGGUGGUGAACAGCUCACUUGUCGAUCAGAAGCUGCUUGCUUCCAACUUCGCUGAACAAGACAUGUCUAGAAGUAACAUCGGACACCAAGACCAAUUUUACCGGCAGGAACAAAAUUUGGAGCCGUUCAAUGCAACUGCCCAACUGGAUACUAGUACAAAUCAUUUUAUUUCGGCUCUGUCUGCAGCCGACGUAGACGCAGAUGCCACUGCGAUAUCGCUGGUUCGAAAAAUCGCAGCGAUUCCUGGCUCCGAGGCACCGACGCCGGCCGCUGAUGGCAAGAGAAAGCCCGUUGUAAACUCAUCGGGCGGAGUGCGCCACCUGACUGCAUCAGGCGGUAAAACUGGUCAAACUAGUGGCCAAGCAUCUUCUAAGAAAGGAUCCACCGCUACAACGCGAGUUCCAGGCUCGACAGCGACAUCCAAAUCCUGGAGCAAUGCUACAGGUUGCAUGCAAGGUGGUGCUUCUUCGUCCAAGAUUAGGACCGGAGCGCCCAGUUCAUUUCAGGGACGAUUUUCGGCACCAGGAGUGACGGCGAGUAAAACGUCUGCGGCAUCACUAUCGGGGCGGAGAGGGUUUGAGCCUCCCAGUCGCAAAGCGUCGUCAUCGGCAUCUACAACUGUGCGCACGAAGUCCGCCGCUACUAAUAUUCUAGACCGAGGGGGCUCGCGCUCGUCCGUCGGUUCCCGAACUGUGUCGCAACAAGCGGUUUCCGUCGGUCGGCAACGGGCUGCGUCGAUGGGAUCCACUGCAGUCUUAACAAAAGAGUUGCGAUCCACGAGUAUCGGUACUUCUAGCAGUACACAGAAGAAAACGAAGAGUAACGCAACAAUAAACAAUGCGAGCACGUCCGAACCGGAGACAUUGGAUCCCUUGGCCUCGGAUGCAUCUGCAAUCAAGAAGCAGAGUGCCAGUGAUAGCACCAGGAGAACGAAAUCGAGUUCGUCUAGGACGAACAGUCGGGGAGCAGGAGUCGCCCCCAUAGGAAGUAGCACGACGAGCACGGAGGCGGACUCUGAUGCUGCUCGUGCUGCAAGCCUAGAGGGCGUUUUGGGACCUCUAGUACUCCGCGACUGCUCCAUAGGACAGUACAUCAGCCAAAUCGACACAGAGUUUUCGCAGAUGCGGAGCAUGCUCGCACUUGAGGAGGAAAGCUUCGAGUUGUGGCUGGAGGAAUCAAACCGCGAAGUCAAACUGCUCGAGUUAUGGCAAACAGUAUUUCAUGCAGCGUGACAUUGCGAGGAGGGAGAGUCAGGAAAGAAAAGUAUGCUAUACGCUGAUUCUGAUAUUGGAAAAGUAGAGUGUAACAGACUUCAAUUUUCAGGUUUGGUUUCGUUCCGCAGUCAAAGUUUUACUGGUAUCUGUUUCCCCGUGUCCUUCCUCGGAGACUUACGAUGAAUUCGUCCUUUUACUUUCUAAGAAUGUCGGACCUUCAAGAGAAAACGGAGGUAUUGCGCGCUGAGGAGGAGAGGUUUACGAAAGUGAAGCACGUACGAGAUGAGCAAACGGAAGCCAUGCGAUCGCUACUGUUGCGGUAUGAACGCGUGAAAACCGAAGUGGAGCGUCUCGAAAUGCGAUCCGAAGUUUUGGAUGCAGAAUAUAAAGAAGUUCAUCGGGAAAGCGUCUACAAGCAAAGUAAGCGUGCACUUCUGAAGCGGGAAGUCUCCGGCAGAGAGUAGGACGACAGGUCACUUGAUAAGUAGAUAGUUUGACAAAGAAUGAAAUUCACAGCUUUCUGCUGACAUGCUCCUACUUUCUUCUUCCUGAUUUUCGUUUGUCUAGCAAAACAUAAUUGAGUUGUUCAAAAAUCCCAAAAUAAAGGUUACUAGCACAAUUUAGAUGAAUUAGGUACUGACUCACAUAGAGAUAGAACUUGGUACUCGUCGUUUCUUUCAUCCUCUGGCGGCGCGGCGAGCUCGUGAUGAGGAGCAAGACCGUAUAUGCACGGUGGUGAAAGCCGAACUAGAGCGUUUUGUAGCGCUUCGGGAAGAAGCUGAGCGGGAUUGGGCUGCCAAGAAGGCGCGACUCGGUGCCGAGCUCUCAGGAGUUGAGUUAUCCAUUCGCGAUGCUGAAAUGGAGCUCGAGGUCAACGUGCGGGAGAAGUCGCGACAAGCAGAUGAUGCCUUUGCUGACCGCAAAAGAGAGAUAGCCACCGAAGCGAAGCAGGCAAAAAUGGAGAAGGGCAAUCUGAUAAAAAACCUCCUUGCAGAAACGGAGAAAAACAAGCAACUACAAAUAGAAUGCAGAUAGCACCGGAUCGCUUUUCUUUAUUGAAAGGUAGAACACGGCGUGGACCCAGUGGUGCUACUUCGAAGUAUUGAUGGCAGCAUGAGCAAUCGUGAAAAUUGUCGGAUGGAUCAUUGUCACCCAGCAAAUACUUAGUGUAAAAGGGGGAAACAAGUGGAAGCUCUUCGCGCGUAGAUCUUUUUGUUUUUUUGUUCAAAAGUCAGUUGGGUAUGCUGGGAUUAGUAUAUGCGGGGAGUAUAAGACAUUGCCGACGAAUAUGGGGUUCGCUAAGUACUUAGUGUGUUAUAUUCCAUCCCGAUAAAAAACAAGCCAUUUCCUCUAGUACAAAAUGACUUACAACAGCCCACCAUUACAAGGUCUGAGAUUCGUGCUAGUCAGUAUAGGACAUUAAGUGUGUCAUCAUGCGCUAGCGCUGGUACAUACUUUCACGUGAAGUAUUCUGACAUGCGAGGGAAAAGAUGGUGGGACUGAGAUGGUGAUUGUAAUCAGAUUUUUUUCUGCUUUCCUCGAUCAUCUGCAUCAUGCCAAAAGUGAAAAUCUCUUAGCAGAGUGUGUCACGACUGAUACAAGAGGC
This is a messenger RNA of Amoebophrya sp. A25, 3350 nucleotides long. The record is from the annotation of a GenBank genome assembly. Lineage: Eukaryota; Dinophyceae; Syndiniales; Amoebophryaceae.